CUGGAUUGCUAUAAUAGUAUCAAACACUGGCAAUAUUAAUUACUUUGCCUUCCAUUUUGGGUAGACAUGGAAAUGUAUAAUUCCAGACACACAACUUCCUAUAUAAAGCCCCACCAUUGCCUACCCAAACAGUUUUGCUCUGCUUUCAAACCCACACUGCUCCAUCACCCUCCAAGCUAGCUAGUCAUGGCGAAACGUUUCAGGCUCCGGAUAUGCAGGGUUAUUCCCUCCUUCCAAUCCUGCCGUUCAAAAGACCCCGCUUCUCUCCCUGCCAAUCCCGUCCCUUCAUUUCUCCGACCAUCCCCAUCACUCAACCACCACCUCACCACCCCACCAUCCAAAUCCCAUCACUCCUCCUCCAUCAAACGCCACGUGUCCUCCGCAUUCGGCUGCGGCUUCGGAACAAAACCAACCCUUUCCGACGACGACGACCACAGCGGAUCAUUGCCGCCGGAGCUGUUCGAGUGGGAAAGAGAGGACAAGUGGCACGUGGUCGCCAUGGUCAAUGAAGACAAAACCCCCCGUCGCAAAAUCUACACUUCCUCGGCCUCCGCUGACUCCGACCGCGACGACGCCGUUUCGCUUUCUUUCUCUCCUCCUCCACCUCCGCCUCCUUCCUCGGCGGAGAAGAAGAAAAAACAAAGACUGAGGAAAAAGAAAACAACGACGAGUCGUAUGAUCCGCUUCAGCACCUCCUCCGCCGAGAGCGGACUCUUCAGCGACGAAGAUGAAGAAAACGAAACCCUAGUCUCCUUUUCCACCGACUCCUCCGCCGAUAUAUUCACGCGCCACCUGGCAACGAUCCGCGAGACGACCCCUAGGCGGAGGAAGAAGACGAAGAGUAAAGCUAAACGCAGCGUUUCAAGGAAGAGUGUUGAGUUUGAGUCCCCUAGGCUGUCGGUGUUUCAGAGGCUUAUACCGUGCAGUGUCGACGGGAAGGUUAGGGAGAGUUUCGCGGUGGUGAAGAAGUCGGAGGAUCCGUACGAGGACUUCAAGAGGUCGAUGAUGGAGAUGAUAUUGGAGAAGCAGAUGUUUCAUGAGAAAGAACUGGAGCAGUUGCUGCACUGCUUCUUGUCUUUGAAUGCGAGGGAGCACCAUAGGGUCAUUGUGCAGGCUUUCUCUGAGAUUUGGGAGGGUUUGUUCUGUGGUAGUGCAAGGUCGUCAGGAGCUAGAGUUUCUAGAGCUCUUUAGUUGAGCUCUAUGUGUUUGCAGUGGAGAUUAGUCCGUGUAAUAAUUAAUUACAUGUAUGGCAGGGUUAAUGUGAAGAUUAUUAACGUGUUAAUUUAUCUAGAGACUUGAUCUUGGUCAUG
Rosa chinensis is the source of this 1310-nucleotide messenger RNA. Its product is annotated as transcription repressor OFP7. The transcript has a single exon. Lineage: Eukaryota; Viridiplantae; Streptophyta; Magnoliopsida; Rosales; Rosaceae. Gene Ontology annotation, biological process: negative regulation of DNA-templated transcription. The record is from RefSeq and is a predicted model, not a curated record. Bases 187 to 1191 code for a protein of 334 amino acids.